GAGAGUGACGGGCUCGUGAGCGUAGGUCAUGGAGCGGGUGGCGCGACUGUGGCGCUUUCUCGCUUUGGGACGUGGCCGUGUCUCGGGGCCUCGGCUCCCGACCAGCGCUGCGGGCGGCCGCGGCCUGGGCGGCCUCGGGCGACGCCGCGGCUCCCAGGUGAUUGGAAACCAAGGAACUGUCAAACGAGGCCUUUUAUUUUCAGCUCUGUCUUAUUUGGGUUUUGAAACCUACCAGGUCAUUUCUCAGGCUGCUGUGGUUCACGCUGCAGUCAAAGCUGACUGGUUUCAUAUUUUACUCCAAAUUAGUGAUGAUGCAGAGUUACUGUGGCGUUUGGCACGGGCAUCACGUGACAUAGCCCAGCUUAGCGGAACCUCAGAAGAAGAGAAAAAACGAUUGGUGUAUGAAGCCCUAGAAUAUGCAAAACGGGCGCUUGAAAAAAAUGAAUCAAAUUUUGCAGCUCAUAAGUGGUAUGCAAUCUGUAUUAGUGAUGUCGGAGAUUAUGAAGGCAUCAAGGUUAAAAUUGCAAAUGCCUACGUCAUCAAGGAACAUUUUCAGAAAGCAAUUGAACUGAACCCUAAAGAUGCUACUUCAAUUCACCUUAUGGGUAUUUGGUGUUUCACAUUUGCAGAGAUGCCUUGGUAUCAAAGAAACAUUGCUAAAAUGCUGUUUGCAACUCCUCCUAGUUCCACCUAUGAGGAGGCCUUACACUAUUUUCACAAGGCAGAACAAGUGGAUCCCAACUUCUACAGCAAAAACUUGCUGCUGUUAGGGAAGACCUAUUUGAAAUUACAGAACAAAAAACUUGCUGCUUUCUGGCUGAUGAAAGCCAAAGACUAUCCAGCACACACAGAAGAUGACAAACAGAUACAGACCGAAGCUGCUCAGUUGCUUACAAGUUUCAGCGACAAGAAUUGAGAACUUUUUCAAAGACAGCACAUGACUACCUAACAUCGCCUUUUCCUCAAUUUAUAAAUACAUUUACCAUA
Molecule: messenger RNA, 987 nt
Organism: Echinops telfairi (small Madagascar hedgehog)
Lineage: Eukaryota; Metazoa; Chordata; Mammalia; Afrosoricida; Tenrecidae
Gene: RMDN1
Product: regulator of microtubule dynamics 1
Exons: 9
Coding region: 29-916 (295 amino acids)
Cellular component (GO): spindle microtubule; mitotic spindle pole; cytoplasm
Molecular function (GO): microtubule binding
Source: RefSeq, a predicted model, not a curated record